Lucilia cuprina (Australian sheep blowfly) is the source of this 1908-nucleotide messenger RNA. RefSeq lists its product as uncharacterized. Gene Ontology annotation, cellular component: ESCRT I complex. Gene Ontology annotation, molecular function: ubiquitin binding. The record is from RefSeq and is a predicted model, not a curated record. Gene Ontology annotation, biological process: ubiquitin-dependent protein catabolic process via the multivesicular body sorting pathway. The transcript is spliced from 3 exons. NCBI's taxonomy places the organism in Eukaryota, Metazoa, Arthropoda, Insecta, Diptera, Calliphoridae. The coding region runs from base 152 to 1663 and encodes 503 amino acids.
UUUUUCCACAAAAAAUUAUAUUAGAAAAACAAAAAAAGUCAUACUCAUAGUUUUAUAAAUUUUUAAUUUAAUUGUUGCAAACAAAAUAGAAAAGUGAAAAAAGUAAAAGUUGUUUGUAUGUGAGAAUAUACUAUCACUGUUCCGGAACAGUAUGUACAAUGCCAAUUACAUGGAUGGCGUACCAGUUAAGAUAGCCGAAAAGUAUAAACCUCCUCCCGCUAUCUAUAAACUGCCACAAUCGUUGGCCAACAAAUUAAAUUUAGACGAAAAUUAUUAUCGGAAUUGUCCAGCAUUUUCCUACGAUCUACAACUAGAAAAGAAGGCCUUGUCAAAGAUUGAACAAUGGAAACAUAUACGUCAGCGUAAUAAAGAACUGAGAAAAGAGCGAAUCUCGAGAAGGGAAGAACAACGUAAACGAGAGAUCGAAGAUAGACAAAAGAAUCUUCUCUAUAGCGUAUCAUAUCCUAGUACAGAUGAUCUCUCGUCGGGUGAUGAGGAGGAAAAAAUCGAAGAAAAUGGUAAAGAGAGUCUAGAGUCCAAAGAAAUGGCACCGAAGAUUUGUGUAACGGAAACGGUAAAUAGCUUCCAUAAUAUAUUGCAACCUACAGUAUUGUCCUAUAAUAGCAGCUCUGGUAAUUCUAAUAGUACUCUAACUCCUUUAAUUAAGUCCACAUUUGAGAGUAAUAAACUAUCGAAUUCAUUCAAUUACAAAGAUUUUGAGGAUGACACUUCCUCGCCCUUCGAUAAUAUCGAAUUGAAAACUAUUAAUGACUUGGAUGUGUUAGCACAAGUUCUACACAAUACCCAAAUAAAAUCUCCAGCUCCAGUUGAUAUAGUUAGUGAUAAUACGACACUAACAAUGAGUGAUACAAAUACAAAUGAAACUUCUAAUACCAACUGUUACCCUGAGCAACAACAGAGAACGCAAUUUUCGCAUAAUGAUUCACAAAUAACAGUAGAAAACAUUCCAAAACGUAAUAAUAAUUUACCCAGAUUUAACUAUGAUCUUAACUCCACUCAGGGGGCGUUAACUGAGCUCAGGGACCAUCACACAAUAUCUUUCUCUACAAUACAAUAUAAUGCCAACUUGCCUCCGCCUCCUAACACAGCAUCGCCUCAACACCAGCAUAAUGGACAAGCUACUGCAACAAAUGAUUAUUACAAUUAUCAAGCCAAUAAUCAUUGUAACCAAAACUCAAAUAAUCCUCAGCAGCAUAACAGAAUACAGGCGUUAACCGAUGAGCAAGUAAGCAAAUCGAGAAGUGUGCCAGAUAUUUUAAAAGAGCUGCGUGAUGAAGUGCGAAACUCGGAAAUUCGAAGAUAUAGAAAUUUUAAUAUGGAAUCAUCUACUCAAAACAAUGCAAUAGAAGAAACAUCAAGCAAAAAAAUGAUUCAUGAUAAAGAUACUGAAACGGAAGAGAUAUUAAGCCAACUGGAUAGCAACGCUAGGCAACUAGUAGAGCAAAUAAGUGCAAUGGGAUUUCCUUUAAAACGCGUGGCGAGAAUUGUUCAAUUAGUAGGAGUUGAUGAUAAAAAGGUUAUUGAACAUUUAAUACCCCUGAGUGAACUUGUGGACUUGGGAUUCGAAGAAGGCAAAAUAUCUGAUGCGUUAAUUCGCAACGAAAAUAAUAAAAAUAAAGCUUUGGACGAUUUAAUUUCAUAGUUAUAUACAUUAUAUGCGAUAACGAUAAUAUUGAUCAAUCAUACGUAUUAAGAAGAGAAUGCGUUUUCGAAACUUUGAAACUUGUUAUAACUCACUAUUUACAUACAAUAUUAUUUUUUAAAGCUUUUUUAAAUCAUGAGAAAUACUUUUGUUUAUUUUCAAUAAUUUGCAGUCCACUCAAAUAUAUCAAUUCAAUGUAUAACAAGAAAAUAUAAUACACAAUAAAUAUUGAAAAAAAACUCGAA